Acaulospora colombiana is the source of this 1554-nucleotide messenger RNA. Lineage: Eukaryota; Fungi; Glomeromycota; Glomeromycetes; Diversisporales; Acaulosporaceae. The record is from the annotation of a GenBank genome assembly.
GACACAAUAGCGCAUUUUCAAACAUCUGCCGAACACGGUCUACCCUCAUCAGCUCUCCCCCUACUUCGAGAUGAGCACGGGUACAAUGAAUUCUCUGUCGAAGCCCCAGAACAUCUCGUCAUAAAAUUCAUCAAAACCAUUUACGAAUCACCCCUCAAUUUACUCCUCCUCGGCAGCGCACUCGUGAGCGCUAUUAUGGGUAACAUUGAUGACGCGGUUUCCAUCACUAUUGCAAUCCUUAUCGUCUUGACCGUCGGAUUCAUCCAAGAACAACGAUCAGAAAAGUCGCUCGAGGCACUAAACAAGCUCGUACCCCACCACUGUCAUCUUAUUCGUGACGGUCGAAAAUCCCACACGCUAGCCAACGAAUUGUUACCCGGUGAUCUCGUCACAUUUGGCGUGGGUGAUCGUAUUCCGGCUGAUUUGAGGAUCAUCCAAGCGACCGCACUCGAAGUGGACGAGAGCAGUUUGACGGGCGAGACCGUGCCCGCGGCCAAAACGUCGUCGCCUUGCCCUACUGGGACGGUCGUUCCGUUGGCAGAGAGGGCGUCGAUUGCGUUCAUGGGAACAUUGGUGAGGAACGGGCAUGGGUCGGGAGUAGUGAUCGCGACCGGUACCCAAACGGAAUUUGGUGUCAUUUUCUCCAUGAUGCAAGAUGUCGAGGAGAAGAAGACGCCACUCCAGCUGGCCAUGGAUGAGCUCGCAAAAAAGUUGAGCUUUGUGAGCUUUGGAAUUAUCGGCGUCAUUUGUGUUAUUGGUGUUCUCCAAAGUCGUGGGUGGCUGGAAAUGUUUACCAUCGGAGGCAAGUUUCGAUCUUUUUUAUGGCUAACUUUUUGGACUGACCCCUGUAUAGUUUCUUUGGCAGUCGCUGCUAUUCCGGAAGGAUUACCCAUCGUCACCACUGUCACCUUGGCAUUAGGAGUGCUGCGGAUGUCGCGUAAAAAGGCCAUUGUUAAAAAACUUCCGAGCGUUGAAGCCCUUGGUUGCGUCAAUGUGAUCUGCUCAGACAAGACGGGAACUCUAACAAAGAACGAGUUGACUGUCACCGAGCUUUACACUGUUGACGAACUGAAGCAGCUACAAGUAGGCGUCGCUCAUCACGGCAGGAUCUCCGAGGCCUUGCGGAAAACGAUUGCGGUCGGAAACAUUUGUAACAAUGCGUUCAAGAAUGCUGCAGGUACUACUGUUGGUCAAUCCACAGAUAUCGCCCUGGUAGAGGUCGUAAGCACGUUUGGAUUGCAAGAUUCACGAGACGGCUUUACGAGGAUAGCAGAGCAACCGUUCAACUCGGAAUUCAAGUAUAUGGCCGUGAGCGGUACACACCCACCCGAAACGCGUUCUGUUGUCUACUUUAAAGGUGCUAUUGAAGCUAUUUUGGAGCGAUGUCGAUUUUACUAUGUCUCUGACGAGUCUACGCCGGGUCUGGACGCCUCUAUCCGGGGCACGAUCUUGUCAAGGGCACAGGCGUCCGCUUCUCGAGGAUUGAGAGUGAUCGCCAUGGCCUAUGGAUAUGGUACCAUUGACCCAUCACAACCCGUCACCCUCAAUAAUCUG